AUGUCACAGAGAAACAUAAUUACCACAUGUCACUUUAACGGUGUUGUUUCGACAAACACUCCUGUUGGAUUCCCGUUCAGCAAUACGGAUACAUACGCCUUCAAAAUUCAUGUCAAUUCAGAUUUUUUUCAUUUUAAGGAUAAAAUGGAAAAAAAAUUGGCACAAGGCGUUGAGGAAAUCAUUUAUCGCCAUCCCACCCUUAAUGAAGACGACUGUACGAUUUUUUACAUUAUGACGCCAAUAAAAAACGACGAGGAUGUGAAGGCAAUGUUUCGGUGCCACAUGAUGUUUGGUCAGUUACCUAUAAUUGAGGUGUAUGUCAGACUACAACACAAUCCCGAAACAUUGCCAACUCAGGAGACCCAGUCACACUGGUACGGGAUGAGCCAAACAUCCGACGACGAACCAACGCAAAACAAUUUACCUUUCAUACCAUAUGAGGAGGUUGGAGAAUCAAGUGAUGACGAUAUUUAUGAGGAGAUCAGGAUGCAAGAUGUUUUUGGUGACAACGGUGACGAAGACAAUGAAGACGAAGAUAUAGUUCUCCCGUCUACGCAACCGAUCCGCGCACAACCCGUAAGUUUGUAUAACCCGCCGAGACACAUGCAAAAUAUUGAUUUUGAAGAUGACGACACAACCUCCGUGUUUGGAAGUGCUAUUCAAAACCAUAUAGGUGACGAAAUAGAGAUCGGUAUGGAGUUUGAAAAUAAGGAAGCCUGCGUCCUCGCUCUGCAGCAUUGGCACAUAACACACUGUGUGGACUAUUGGGUGUAUCAGUCUGACAAUGAACGAUAUGUCAUUCAGUGUAAGAAACAAGACUGUAGGUUCAAGUGCAGAGCUUCAUUUAGACGAAGGAACUCAAAAUGGGUGAUCGGUAAGCUGUCUGGGUCUCACACAUGCACUACGACGUCGAUGGCACAAGACCAUAGGAAGCUCAGUUCAGAAAUGGUUUGCCAUAGCAUCAGAGAACUUGUCAACAGCGACGCCUCACUUAAGGUAAAAGUGAUCGUUGCCCAUAUUCUAUAA
Molecule: messenger RNA, 1026 nt
Organism: Lathyrus sativus (Indian pea)
Lineage: Eukaryota; Viridiplantae; Streptophyta; Magnoliopsida; Fabales; Fabaceae
Source: the annotation of a GenBank genome assembly